AUGCAAUGCAAACCCGAAGGCAGCCCAUAUCCCUUUAUCACCCUCAUCGGCGCUCAUGGGUAUGGAUACGGCACCCACGAGCCCAUCAGCCUCGACGGCCUCCUCUUCCGCCAAAUCACCGAAGAUUUCGGGCUGGCAAGUACUGGCGAAGAAGUGGCUCAGUCGAUUCACGGAGUGUUUAACAGCUUCGUCGAGGAGCAAGAGGAAAGCGCCAACGGCCUCUCUAAAUCUCUGCUCAUCACCUUAUCCACGUCCAAGUCUCCAAUGAGGCAAUCGUUCCUCUCAAUGAGAAUAAAUCUCGCCCAGAAGAACUGCUCCGUAACCUGCCUCCUUCUGGAAGACAAAAGGUCCGACCUCCGCCGGGUCGUCAACAACACCUUCGCCCCCACCAUCGGCGUCGACUGGCGGCACCCCCUGGCUUUCUUGGUCACGCUGCUCCAAGACAUCGGGCGCACAUCGGAAGAGAAGCGGGACAAGUUGGACGGGUACAUCGUCGAGGUCGAGAUGGAGACCAACACGUGCGUCCCGCCACCGCGGAAGGACCAGCCAGAAGUCCCCUUCACCAAGAGGGUCCGCUGGCCCAAGGACCACUACACGAGCAUGGGUCUCCUGCACAAGUGCAACAACCAGUUGGUCUUCGCCGCCAGGGCCGUCAACGAGGAGAUCGACGCGUGGAGGCAGUUGCAGCGCCUUCUGGAAGAUGCGAAGCCGAUGUGGGAGGGCGUGGGAGGGGUGGACAAGAAAAUCAGCGCCGCGAUGUCGAACACGGUCAAGUUUCAGCUGGCUCACACCAAGAGCAGGAAGACUCAGAUUCAGGGGCUGAAGGAGCGUGUUGCUGUGCAGAUUGACUUGAUUCACAACAUGACGGCGCACCAAGAGGCCUCGCAGACGACCAUGAUCGCCAUCGUAGCCUUGAUUUUCGCACCUGCGAGUUUGAUAGCUACGAUUUUCAGCGCCGGACUCUUCGCGACGGACGAUCACUCCUGGACCACCUACAUAGCGUCUACGGUCCCCAUCACCGUGGCCAUCUUCGUGCUCGGGCUCCAGUUCACGAAGCUCCGGCCGGUGCUUGCGAAAGGCUGGAAAGCCGCAGCUCGUCUGUUCCGACCUGAAGGGCGCCAUCGGCAGACCGAUAGUGAUCCGCACAAAAGUAGGGUCGACGUGAUCGCGGAAAGGGUUUAG
This is a messenger RNA of Colletotrichum karsti, 1182 nucleotides long. RefSeq lists its product as uncharacterized. The transcript is spliced from 5 exons. The coding region runs from base 1 to 1182 and encodes 393 amino acids. The record is from RefSeq and is a predicted model, not a curated record. NCBI's taxonomy places the organism in Eukaryota, Fungi, Ascomycota, Sordariomycetes, Glomerellales, Glomerellaceae.